Molecule: messenger RNA, 936 nt
Organism: Rodentolepis nana
Lineage: Eukaryota; Metazoa; Platyhelminthes; Cestoda; Cyclophyllidea; Hymenolepididae
Source: the annotation of a GenBank genome assembly
AUGGAGCGUUUGUUGAGGUUUGGUGCGGAGAAUUUUAUUUCAGGAGGUAACUCUCAACCUACAGAUGGUCCUGUUCCUGAUACUGCCGAACAGGUUUACAUUAGCUCAUUAGCUUUGUUAAAGAUGCUUAAACAUGGUCGAGCUGGUGUUCCUAUGGAAGUUAUGGGUUUGAUGCUUGGAGAAUUUGUUGAUGACUAUACAGUAACUGUUGUGGAUGUAUUUGCUAUGCCACAGUCCGGUACUGGUGUGAGCGUGGAAGCUGUUGAUCCUGUAUUUCAGGCAAAAAUGAUUGACAUGUUGAAGCAAACUGGUAGACCAGAAAUGGUAGUCGGAUGGUAUCAUUCUCAUCCUGGAUUUGGUUGCUGGUUGUCUGGCGUCGACAUGAACACUCAACAAAGCUUUGAAGCUCUUUCUGAUCGUGCGGUCGCUGUUGUUGUCGAUCCAAUUCAGAGUGUUAAAGGAAAAGUUGUUAUCGACGCUUUCCGUCUUAUUAAUCCAAACAUGGUCAUUGCUAAUCAAGAGCCAAGACAAACAACAUCAAACCUUGGACAUCUUAACAAACCCUCAAUUCAAGCUCUUAUUCAUGGCCUCAACCGGCACUACUACUCUCUUCCAAUCAAUUACAGAAAGAAUAAGCGUGAACAAACGAUGUUGAUGAAUCUUGAUAAGCGAACCUGGCAAGAAGGCCUUACAUUAGAGGAUUAUCCCACUCACUGCAAUGCAAAUCAUAAAACCCUUCAGCAUGUGUUAGACCUGGUUAAAACGUACAACAAAUCGCUUGAAGAAGAAGAAAAGAUGACACCUGAACAGCUGGCAAUUAAAAACGUCGGAAAAAUGGAUCCUAAACGCCAUUUGGAAGAAAAUGUUGAUGAACUUGUUUCAAACAACAUCACUCAAGGAUUGGGUGCAAUGCUUCAUUCUCUUGUAUACAAUUAA